Messenger RNA from Zea mays, 737 nucleotides. RefSeq lists its product as uncharacterized. The coding region runs from base 53 to 619 and encodes 188 amino acids. The transcript has a single exon. Lineage: Eukaryota; Viridiplantae; Streptophyta; Magnoliopsida; Poales; Poaceae. The record is from RefSeq and is marked validated.
GCAGCACGCCGGAGACGAGCCCCACCGACACGCACGCUAAAGGCAGCCAGCAAUGGAGCUGCUGCUCGUCCCAUGCCGCGCCGCAAGCGCCCGCCCGCUACGCGCAGCCAGCCCCAGAGCCUUUCGCUGCCCCAGCGCCAGGCCGGCGGCCGCCAGCUCCAGCAACGCCGAGGUCAUCGACACCACGGCGACGACGUCGUCGCCGGACGCCCCGAAGCAGUGGCGCGCGGGCGGGCUUGGGCUGGAGCUGUCGGAGGAGUUGCGGCGCGGCAUGACGUGGCGGAUGCUGGCGCCUCCCGCGGCGGCAGUGGCGGCGGACGCCGCGUUCCUGGGGCUGCUCGAGCGCGCACAGCCCGGGGACCUGCCGGCAUGGGCCGCCGCCGCGGGCUCCGCCGUGCUCUUCGCGGCGGGGCUGCUCGGGGUCCACUACGGCUUCCUGUCGUCGAGGUGGGACGCGGAGGAGACGGGGUCCGUCCUUGGCUGGGACCUCGCCGUGCGGCACUGGAACGUCCUUUCCACGGCGAAGGAAUAUUCUUCUUCGGUGGAGGAGGAGGAGGAGGAGGAGGAGGAGGAGGAGGAUGAAGAGGAAUACUACGAAGAAGACGACGACGAGGAUUAAGUAGACAGUGAUUAGAUUAUUAAUCUCAGGGGGUAAAUGUAAUAACAGACCUUGGUUGAUCUAAGAAACCAUUCAAACUCGGGACAAAUGACCUUUGAAAUGCUCGCCGUACGGUAAA